Molecule: messenger RNA, 2591 nt
Organism: Hyaena hyaena (striped hyena)
Lineage: Eukaryota; Metazoa; Chordata; Mammalia; Carnivora; Hyaenidae
Gene: FEM1B
Product: fem-1 homolog B
Exons: 2
Coding region: 651-2534 (627 amino acids)
Molecular function (GO): protein binding
Source: RefSeq, a predicted model, not a curated record
GCCCGCCCCGGGUCCGGGGGCUGCUGCCGCGGCGCUUUCCGCCUCGUUCCGGAGGCUUCCCCCCUCGGCGGGCGUGGAGCUCCGAAGCCAUCGGCCGCGUCUGGCGCUUCGGAGCUCUGGUGGGCGAGCGCCCGCGGGCUUCCCCCAGCCGGGGAGGACGCAGCGCGGAGGCGGAGGCGGAGGCCCAGGCGGUUUCAGGCCCCAGGCCCGGCGGCCCGGGGCAAGCGAGACGCGCCCAUCACUGGCCACCCGGGGCGCGUGCGGUCCUCUUGGGACCUCGCCGGCGACCCGUAGCUCGGGCGCGCGCCUGUCGCAGCCCGCAGGAAGGAGGGGUCCGGCCCGAGGCCCAGGGCGGCGGCCGCCAUGGAGAUCCCCUCGGCCCGGGGCCGGCGCCUAGGGCCUUGGGGGCGGCCCUGAUCGCCCGCCUCCCUGCCCGGGCCGGGUCGCGGACGUGCCCCCUGCGGCAUUCGGCCACCUCCGCGUCUCCGCCCUCCCCGGGCCGCGCUGCUGCCUGGGCGCGGCGGCGGCGACGGCGCCCUGUUGAAUGGGCUGUGAGGGCCCAGGUUUGACGCGCUGGCGAACGCGGCCUCCGGGGGCGCCAGGCAGCAGCAGCGGUGGCGACCAAACGGGUGUUGGAGUUGGCGGCGGCCAUGGAGGGCCUGGCUGGCUAUGUGUACAAGGCGGCCAGCGAGGGCAAGGUGCUGACCCUGGCCGCCUUGCUUCUCAACCGGUCUGAAAGCGACAUCCGCUAUCUGCUGGGCUAUGUCAGCCAGCAAGGAGGGCAGCGCUCCACGCCCCUCAUCAUCGCGGCCCGCAAUGGGCACGCCAAGGUGGUGCGCCUGCUGUUAGAACAUUACCGGGUGCAGACUCAGCAGACGGGCACUGUCCGCUUCGACGGGUAUGUCAUUGACGGAGCCACCGCUCUUUGGUGUGCAGCAGGAGCUGGACAUUUUGAAGUCGUUAAACUUCUAGUCAGCCAUGGAGCUAACGUGAACCACACCACAGUGACCAACUCGACCCCCCUGCGGGCGGCGUGCUUUGAUGGCAGACUGGACAUCGUCAAGUACCUGGUUGAAAAUAAUGCCAACAUCAGCAUUGCCAACAAAUACGACAACACCUGCCUGAUGAUCGCAGCAUAUAAGGGACACACCGACGUGGUCCGAUACCUUUUAGAACAACGUGCCGAUCCCAACGCUAAAGCACAUUGUGGAGCCACAGCGCUGCACUUCGCAGCCGAAGCCGGCCACAUAGACAUCGUGAAAGAGCUGAUAAAAUGGCGCGCGGCAAUAGUAGUCAACGGCCAUGGGAUGACGCCAUUAAAAGUAGCUGCCGAAAGCUGUAAAGCCGACGUCGUCGAACUGCUGCUCUCCCAUGCUGACUGCGACCGAAGAAGUCGGAUUGAAGCUCUGGAACUCUUGGGUGCCUCCUUUGCGAAUGACCGCGAGAACUACGACAUCAUGAAGACGUACCACUAUUUAUAUUUAGCCAUGUUGGAGAGGUUUCAGGAUGGUGAUAACAUUCUGGAGAAAGAGGUUCUCCCACCAAUCCAUGCUUACGGGAACAGAACCGAAUGUAGGAACCCUCAGGAACUGGAAUCCAUUCGGCAAGACAGAGAUGCUCUUCACAUGGAGGGCCUUAUAGUCCGGGAACGGAUUUUAGGUGCGGACAACAUUGAUGUGUCGCAUCCCAUCAUUUACAGGGGAGCCGUUUAUGCGGAUAACAUGGAAUUCGAACAGUGUAUCAAGUUGUGGCUGCACGCCCUGCACCUGAGACAGAAAGGUAACAGGAAUACCCACAAGGAUCUUCUUCGAUUCGCGCAAGUCUUCUCACAGAUGAUACAUUUGAAUGAAACGGUGAAGGCCCCAGACAUAGAAUGUGUUUUGAGAUGCAGUGUUUUGGAAAUAGAACAGAGUAUGAACAGAGUAAAAAAUAUCCCAGAUGCUGAUGUCCACAACGCUAUGGACAACUAUGAAUGUAAUCUCUAUACCUUUCUGUAUUUAGUGUGCAUCUCCACCAAAACACAGUGUAGUGAAGAAGACCAGUGCAAGAUCAACAAGCAGAUCUACAACCUGAUUCACCUUGAUCCCAGAACUCGGGAAGGCUUCACCCUGCUGCAUCUGGCGGUCAACUCGAACACCCCGGUUGAUGACUUCCACACCAACGAUGUCUGCAGCUUUCCCAACGCGCUUGUCACAAAGCUCCUGCUAGACUGCGGCGCUGAGGUGAAUGCAGUAGACAACGAGGGGAACAGUGCCCUUCACAUUAUCGUCCAGUACAACAGGCCCAUCAGUGAUUUUUUAACCUUGCACUCUAUCAUCAUUAGCCUGGUUGAAGCUGGCGCUCACACUGACAUGACCAAUAAACAGAAUAAGACUCCGCUAGACAAAAGUACCACUGGGGUAUCUGAAAUACUACUUAAAACUCAAAUGAAGAUGAGUCUCAAGUGCCUGGCUGCCCGAGCGGUUCGGGCUAAUGACAUUAACUACCAAGACCAGAUCCCCAGAACUCUUGAAGAGUUUGUUGGAUUUCAUUAAGCGACUGGAUAUGUAAAAUCGUUUAAUGUGGUGCUAAAAAGUAAAGGACUUUAAUCA